Messenger RNA from Hibiscus syriacus, 1481 nucleotides. RefSeq names its product transcription factor MYC4-like. NCBI's taxonomy places the organism in Eukaryota, Viridiplantae, Streptophyta, Magnoliopsida, Malvales, Malvaceae. The record is from RefSeq and is a predicted model, not a curated record. Gene Ontology annotation, molecular function: transcription cis-regulatory region binding; DNA-binding transcription factor activity; protein dimerization activity. The coding region runs from base 99 to 1445 and encodes 448 amino acids. The transcript has a single exon. Gene Ontology annotation, biological process: regulation of DNA-templated transcription. Gene Ontology annotation, cellular component: nucleus.
UCUAGAUUCCCACACAGAAUUCACUUAAUCCUCGUUUCUCUCCUUUUUCUUGCAUCUCUUACUAUUCCUGUCCACACUUUUUUCUUUUCCCAGUAGCCAUGGAAGAGCUAAUAAUAUAUUCAUCCUCCUCAUCAUCACUACUUUCAUUUUCCCAGGAAACUCCAUCUUCAACCCUACAGCAGAAGCUUCAAUUCCUCGUCAAAAGCCGGCAAGAAUCCUGGGCAUACGCUAUACUCUGGCAGACAUCAAACGACGACCAAGGUCGUUUGUUCUUGACUUGGGAAGAUGGUCAUUUUCACGGAACCAAAGACACAUCUGCAAAACCAUCGACGGCCACCAACUUGUCCGAUGUCCAAGCCUUACAUAAUGAACGAAGAAAGGACAUGAAAGGACUCCAAGACCUCAUCGGAGACAACCACGACAUCGACGUGUCUUUGAUCGGCGACACAGACAUCACCCGUACCGAAUGGUACUAUCUGAUGUCUCUGAGUCGAUCUUUCUCGGCCGGCGAUGGGGUUCUCGGCAAUGCUCUUAGCACUGGCUCUUUGGUUUGGUUAACCGGUGCUAUUGAGCUGCAAUUUAAUGAUUGUGAACGAGCUAAAGAAGCACAGUUGCAUGGCAUCGAAACACUCGUUUGCAUACCGACUUCUUCUGGUGUUCUCGAGCUCGGAUCCUCGGAAAUUAUCAAUGAAAAUUGGGGACUAGUCCAGCAAGUUAAAUCCCUGUUCGGGUCCGAUCAAAUUCAAAAUUCAAAUCCGAAUUUGAAUUUAGUCCCGAGUUCUAUCUCAGAGCAUUCAGAUUCCGACUGUCCAUUACGGGCCGAGAAUAAAACAGAUACAGAGAAGAUAACUCCGAAGAAACGUGGAAGAAAACCGAUUCUCGGUCGAGAAAAUCCGUUGAACCACGUGGAAGCCGAGAGACAACGCCGUGAGAAGCUGAACAGUAGGUUCUAUGCGCUCCGAGCCGUAGUCCCGAACGUCUCACGCAUGGACAAAGCAUCCUUAUUGUCCGAUGCCGUCGCGUACAUCUGCGAACUGAAGUCGAAAAUCGAGCACUUGGAAUCACGGCUUCACGAAAACUGCAAGAAAGUAAAGGUAGAAAUACUCGAUUCCAUGGAUAACCAAAGCACCACCACCACCUCAUUCGAGGAACAAGCUAGGCCAACGAGGACUUUUUCAGCCGCAACCGGCGGGUGGCGUGACCUGCAGGUCGAUAUCAAGAUCAUGGAAAGCGACGACGCGAUGAUUAGGGUUCAAUCGGAGAAUGUGAACCAUCCAGCCGCUAGGUUGAUGGCUGCACUCCGUGACUUGGAGUUUCAGGUCCAUCAUGCAAGCGUGUCGUGCGUCGACAAGCUCAUGCUCCAGGAUACCAUCGUCAAGAUCCCACAUGGAUUGAUGACCGAAGAAUCGCUCAAAGCUGCUAUUCUCCGGCGACUAGGGCAUUAAGAUCAUUUACUCAGCAUGUAAUAAGCUAAUAAUAUC